AGACAGGCUGGGAUCGGGGCGGGGGGAGCCUUUUCCCAUGAAUGGAGCUGGCGGCCGGGGCACGUUCCCCCGCUGCAGCAGCGGCUCGCGGCGCGUAGCAGCCCCAUGGAGCUCAGCCCCUCCGCUCUUCCCUCCCCGCAGCCCGGCCGCCGCCCCGCCGACCUGCCCCGGGAGCCGGAGCGAAGGAGCCAGCCCUGAGCGGCGGAGCAGCGAGACAGCCCCCUCCCGCCCCGGGCGGAGCGAUGGAUCGUGGAGCCGCAGCGCCGGGGAACUGUCCGCGGUCCUGAGAUGCCCGCGCCGGGUCCCUGUCUGCGGGAAGAGGCGCUGGGCUCCCCCUGCCUCCCCUGAACCGGUGCGGCAGGGUCUUUCCCCCCCCCCCCGCGCUGGAGCCCGGGCCUGAGCCGUCGGCACAGGGAUGCAGGAUGCACCCUCUCUGGAGGAUGGAUCACUUUUUCAUCUACAUCAACGCAGCCCUGUUGUUUUAUUUUAGCUAUGCCAGCCUGUUCCUCGUGGAGGCAGACAGCCCGUCCGCUCCAGUCAAUGUCACAGUCAAACAUCUGAAGGCCAAUUCGGCUGUUGUGACCUGGGAUGUUCUGGAAGAUGAAGUUGUUAUUGGAUUUGCAAUCUCCCAGCAGAAGAAGGAUGUGCGGAUGUUGCGCUUCAUCCAAGAGGUGAACACCACCACCCGCUCAUGCGCCCUCUGGGACCUGGAGGAGGACACUGAGUACAUUGUGCAUGUCCAGUCCAUCAGCAUCCAGGGCCAGAGUCCAGCCAGUGAACCUGUCCUCUUCAAGACCCCCAGGGAAGCCGAGAAGCUGGCCUCAAAGAAUAAAGAUGAGGUGACAAUGAAGGAGAUGGGGAAGAACCAGCAGCUGCGAGCUGGGGAAAUUCUCAUCAUUGUCGUGGUGUUAUUCAUGUGGGCAGGAGUGAUCGCCCUGUUUUGCAGGCAGUAUGACAUCAUCAAAGAUAAUGAACCAAAUAACAACAAGGAGAAAGUCAAGAGUGCGUCUGAGAGCAGCACUCCUGAGCACCAGAGCGGAGGGCUCCUGCGCAGCAAGUUUCCAAAAAAUAAGCCUUCAGUGAAUAUUAUCGAAGCAUGACAGCCUGGCAUCUGAUAGAUGGACUCCAUUUCUCGCUCUCCCUCUCUGCUUCUGAGCCCUGAUGACUGGGGAAGUGAAAUACUGUUGGAGCAGUUUGGAGAGACCUACUGGUUGUCAAUUUCUGGCAUAAAUCUCCUUGCCCUUGGCUCUGCAAAAGACAACUGGAGAGAGAGAGAGAAAAUCCUGCAAACCCCCCCCCCCCCCCCCAUAAGCCACUGUCUGAGAAGGAAAAGCUUCUGUGAAACUGAUGCCUCAGGCAAUUCUGUAUCGGACUCAACUCACCCAAGCUGUAACAAAUCCCAACAGACUCAACUUCCACCCUCCCCUCCCUCUUUCUCCUGGAGCGAUUUGCCUCUCUUUGGAGAUCACAACAUUUCAUUGUAUUUCUAUUUUGCUUCACUGUCGCCGCGUGUUGACAGCAUCAACAUGGGCUCAGGCUGCAUUUGUAUUUCUCUUCAGAGAAAUGAGAAAGAAACACUAGACAGUGGCAGAGAAAAGGAUUUUGGCUGCUGUGUACUCUAAUCUCACUCCGUAGCACUCAUGUUUGGUGUGUAAUACAUUCUGCAGGUGGGAUUUUUUUGUAUGUUUGUUUUUAACAAAGGCAUAUUACAGUUUCCAUCCGGAUGGUCACUACUUUGCUGGCUGCUCUCCAAUUCAGAUCUGCAGCACUUGUCUCUAUUUUUGCCAUCUCUUCUAUUCUCCAAUGCUGUAAUCCACUUUAGAUAAGCAGGGUGGAAUUCAAAACACUGUGGGACACAGACCAACAGAGACAAGAAGCCAACCGUUGGUUUGAUUCCAGGAGAACUUGGGCCAUUUCUUCAUUAUAUUUAGGACUGGGCCUGACUGAUUCCACCUACAGUGUAACAAAUGGUCCUUACAAAACAGCCAGUUAGUGCAAAAAAACAAAAACACAAAAAACAAAGUCAUGAUGAUAAUGGUUGCUAUGCAAGGAUACCAGGUUUCCAGUGCUGACAGCUCUCUCAUUCACUUCCAAGGGAUCCCUGCCUAAUGAUGGCCAAGGACACUCCUUAACUAGUUACUUCUUUUACUGAGGUUCCAGUGAGUGGAUCUGGUACUCCUUCCACUUUGUGUCUCCACUAUUCAUCAUGACACUGUAUUGCCAGGUGUUUGUUAAGAGUCCCUCUUAACAAAUGUGGAGGGGGAAGGGAGGAGUCUCCUCUAUUUACUAGCUGCUUUAUGUUUAUAAACGGACAUGUUCCCUAUGACUGACAAUGUUUUGAGGCUGGAAGGUGAGAGGUCAUCAAAUGGAAGAGAUUUACUAUCAGAGCUUUGCUAGAACGCUUUUAUAUGUAUUUGUUUAAUUACUCUACAAGGCCAUUCCAUACAUGCUGGGGGGGGGGAGGUAACAUGGGAUCCUAAUCAUUCCAUCAAAUACUAAGAUGGGUUGGCCCAAAUAGGAUUUAAAUCCUCCCAUUGCAAACAAAUUUGCAUUCAGACAAGACAAUGAUUCAAAAGCCACUGCAAAGAAACAGGAUGGCAGUCACGGAGUUCAGACAUCUUUCCCCUUUGAUAUCCAUUAGCCUCUCUCAAGUAGUCAAUCCAGGAGAAAGGCAUUGGGAGGUUUGCAUGCAGAGGCAUUUUAUAAAAAAGGGCUUCCCCAGUGCCAGUUUCAGGGAGGCAGCCAGCCCCACCCACAGUUUUCUAAAUUGGAUCCUUAGCCAAAAAAGCUACUCCCCACCACCAAGAGGAAGAGGUCAAUACUUCUGAUACAGUUGGAGCAAUAACCACUUUUUAAUGUACAAUAAAAGAUUAAAGGCACAUCUUUCCUUGUAAAUACCUGAGUUUAGCCAUGUUUCCUCUUGGUCUACACUGGGGCAGACUGCAUGAAAUAGAAGUGGGGACCUUCUACCCAGAUUUCUGAGGGAUCAUGAAUUUGGCUGUUUUUUCCCUGUCCCUGGUUGCAGGCAGCAGUAAAGGUUCAGUAGGGGGUUAACUUUGAUUAGGCUGUGGACUAAGGUGAGAAAGAAGCUACAACAAAAGUAAGCUACAAAGUAAGCAAGCCCUACUUAGCCAGUUGAUGUCUACAGGAAUGUCUCCGGCUUAGUAUGCAAGAAAGAAACGUCAUUCAGAAUCCACAGCCUACCUAUAAAGGAAGGCUUAGAACAGAUGGUAUGGCAUGUACAAAAUGAUAAAAGAGAUGUUCUAUCAUAAUUUUGGUGCAGACAAGCAAACAAGUAGGCCCUAAACUCUAACCUAGCUGCUGCUGAGGAAUUCAACCUGGGUAAUUUAUCAGGGUGAUGUUUUUUUAUAUAAAAAAAUGUUUCUGGAAAUGCAGAGAACAUUCCCCAUUUUUUACAGUAAUUGUUGUUGGGUCCUAGUAACAGGUUUUUAGCUAUUUCUAUUCCAACAGUGACGCACUUGUUGUUCAUUAGAGAUGGAGAAAUUAAAAUGCGAGGCAUAGAUGCUUGUUCACAGUUAAGUAUUCAAGCCAUGAUAUGGCAGCUGGCAAAAGGAGUGCAUCAUUAUGCUCCAUAACUGCAGGCUUCAAAGGUAAGGUAAUAAUGCUAUUAGCGAGAAAAACAAACGUAGGCUAGGAAGCAAAUCUACUCGUACUAGAAAGGAAUUCCGAGCUAUCAAAUACAGCUGACUCUCUUAAUGCAGAUGUUUUCAGGAACCAUCAACUGAAGGGAUUUAAUAAGAAUAUACUUUAUCUAAAGGAAGGGAGAAAGAGAUAGAGACAUAUAGGCCCUUUUGAAAAUUGUACCCAUUUUCAAAAGCAACUUAGGUGCUUAGAAGCCCAAGUCUCAUUCAAUGAAAUUUAGGCUCCUAAGCACUUGUGACUGUUGAAAAUGGAACAAAGGCACCUAAGUCACUCAGGCACUUUUGAAAAUUUUACCCUUAAUCAGAAAAAAGACAUUGCAUUAAGAAAUAAACCAAGAAGCAUUUAAAAAAAAAAGUGUAUGAUCUGCAAUCACCUUAAAGGAUACCCAGAUUUUCCAGUGUGAUUUUGCUUGCAAAGUGUAGUUUUUGCUGUAUACUAAGGAGCAAGCAGGAGUGUACUAGAGUGAAGGGAUUCCAAAGAGCCCUGCAAUAAGUGAUUUUCCACUUAACAUAAAAAACAAAAGAUAGCAAACAUCAAAAUGGCUCUGCUGAUGGUGUGCAGUCACUGGAGACUAAUUCAACUGAUUUCCAGGAACCAACUAAGCAUAGCUGACGUGCACAAUAAAGGAAUAAGAGAAAACUACCUGUGGGCCAGCGUAUGUCUAAAGUUAAGCACCAUUUGCUUUAUUUCUUAAAAGCACAAUAAUCCUGUGCUUAUAGGCAACUAAUUUAGUCAAUAUAUUCCUCCCCCACAUAAGGGUUUAGUGAAACUGUACCACAGAGGGCGAUGUGGAGUAAACAAUUCAAUACAGGGCGUCCUUCCAAUUCACAAUCGUAACUGCCAUCAACUUCUCAAUCACUUUCCUCGUACGCUAAGAAGCGGCACAAACUCUGUUUCCUCAUUUCUUUGAGAAAAAUUAGAACAUUUAUGCAUUUUAAACAGACAGUUCAUUAAAGGAGAAAACACCUACAUGCCUGAAAGUAUUUGUAGAAUCUCAGCUGGUAACAAGUUACUGGAAGAGAUGUGAAUGGGGAGAAAGAUUGUUAAUUGUAAUAUUUGCCCCAAGACAUUAAAGGUCACGUCAUUCAAAAGUGUAUAUCACAGCGGCACACCCAUUUCAGAGAUAUGAGAGAUCUAAGAUGUGGGUACUCGUAUGCAUCAUCAGAUUUCAGUUCUUAGCAGACAAAGAGGGAAAUGAAGUUCAUUCUGUGUGUUGUGCCAUAUGUAAUUUCUUCCAGAUUUGCAAUAAGGCUUACUAUCACAACGUCCUAAACUAUCAUUGAUUUGCCUGUAUAGAGACCACUAACAGACAGGCAAACUAUCUACAUGUGGUGAAUCUUCCUGAUUUGCUAAAGCAACAUUCUGACUGACAAAAUCACUAUGUUAAAAAGUCGUCUACUUUCUCCAUGGAUCUCCCCCUGCUCUGAAUUCAGUCAUAUCCGCUGACCAUACAGACUAAAAUAAGCAUUUCCCUACUUUUUAGUCCUCUUAGCCCAGCCACCUAUGAGAAAGCGAGCUGGAUUCUAUUCUGGCUCAUGCAUCACCAUCAGUUCUGUUUAACUAAGUUCCAACUGCAGAACCUUUAUAAUUAGUGGCAGAGCCAGGAAAGGCACAGCUUGAAUUUCAGAUCCUAGAUAGAAUCACAGGGCUGGCAGCUAGAAUAGCCAUCUUUUUCCUUGCAAGCUGAAUGAGUCUGAUGUGGAGCCAGAGAGAGGGACAAUAAUGACGGAACCUCGUGAUGCCAUUUUACACUUUUCAACACAUCACUGUCCCUUUAAACUGAUAAGGAGAAACUCACUUGAUGCAACCAAUUGCUAAACAUAACUUAUUUUUAUCAACAAUACUCCUUUCUCAACUGGUGUAACUGACAUUACUGUACGUGCCCUUAAGUCAGAUCAGAUUCCCUUGACUUUUAAACUAUAGGGAAGGGAGUGGUUAAGGGAGGGAGUUUAUCAACUUUUACGCCAGGUUUUAGUGAACAUUUUAUUUCUGUCCUUUUAAAAUUACACUGCAGCAAAAAGAUUUAGCAGGAAGAUCUGAUCAACUGCUGAGAGAGGAGAACAGCUAUAACAUGUAGUUAGUUAGCUUUUGGUGUCAUUAUUGUCUUGCUGUUGCUAUUAGAGUGCAACACAAUGGUGAAUGCUCUUACUAGAUUUGAAGUUGUAAAACAUUUUAUCACAGCGCUCAGAUCUUCCUUGGGGGUGGGUGGGUGUGUGCGCACGCGUGCGUCUAGCACGAUGGACUACUCCAAUCCUCUUUGAGGCUACUGGGCACUACCACAGUGGAAAUAAUAGACACUAAUAAGGCCCCUCCCUAUAUUCCAGAAGUGAACAUGUAAUUUGUCCUGCCAUGAGCAUUACAUAUACAAUCUCUCUCUUUCUCUGCCCUUCCAGCCCCUCUGAGGUACAGUAUUAACCAGUUAUGUUGAAGAAUGAAAUCUUUAGCGAUAAGGCUGUCUGUGACUCUGGAGUCUGUAGAAAAUGCAAAGCUGCCCUGCGGCAGCUCCAGCGUGUGUGGGAGAAACAUUAAGAUCACAAAACACAGAUUCAGAAGGAAGUCCCCACUUCCACCUACUCUUCUCCAGCACAGCGGAGCCAGCCCUAGACACAGCACAUAUUGUACAGACACCACCAUCGUCUCAAGUGAAAGACCUUACAAUGUGUUUCUUGUUCAGAGCCAUUUCAUGUUCUCAGCAUGGCUAAUUGGUAAUAGAAUAACUGCUUUAAGGAAAGGCGAAUAUAAAUAGUCUCCUGACUGCUGUGUUUAGUUUAAUAGCUGAUUUAUAAGAGAAACAUAAAACCUAAGAGGGCUAGCAUGAAAAUUCUUUUUGGAAAUCUUUAUGCAUAAAGGAGUACAGCAUCUAAGCAUCCACUGUCUAACAGAACUGCUUGCUUGUGUCCUUCCCACCCCCUGCCCCAGCUCUGAAGUGCCAUGGCUAUCAAUCUCUUGUUAAGAUGGGGCUGCAGCAUCCCAGCUGUGCCAAUCUCAGCCUGACUCCAACAACAUCGGCCAACCCAAUGCUACUUCUUGGCCUUUUGAGGGAAGUAUUAUUAGCUGACAUGCCUUUGCAAGGGAACGUGCUCUGCAAUUUAACUCAUACUACUAUGAAUACUACUACUUCUUGAAAAGAAAAGGAGAAUUUGUGGCACCUUAGAGACUAAAAAAUUUAUUAGAGCAUAAGCUUUCGUGAGCUACAGCUCACUUACUUUGAAACCUACUACUUGCUUUCUUUUCCAAACACCCUAGAAAAAGAUUAAUCUGGGAGCCCCUGCCCCUUCUUUAUUAUAUAAGUAUUAUGAACAGGUAGGCUUUAGAGACAAAAUCCUCAGCACAGGGAUCUGUCUUUUAGGACCACACACAAA
This is a messenger RNA of Dermochelys coriacea (leatherback sea turtle), 7025 nucleotides long. RefSeq names its product fibronectin type III domain containing 5 (gene FNDC5). Lineage: Eukaryota; Metazoa; Chordata; Testudines; Dermochelyidae. Gene Ontology annotation, molecular function: protein binding. Bases 423 to 1100 code for a protein of 225 amino acids. Gene Ontology annotation, biological process: positive regulation of brown fat cell differentiation. The record is from RefSeq and is a predicted model, not a curated record. The transcript has 6 exons.